Porites lobata is the source of this 3249-nucleotide messenger RNA. NCBI's taxonomy places the organism in Eukaryota, Metazoa, Cnidaria, Anthozoa, Scleractinia, Poritidae. The record is from the annotation of a GenBank genome assembly.
UUCGCCCGCUUUGUAACUCUGAAUGAAGAUGAUGCUGACCAUUCAGUUUGCCCACGUAGCAGUUAUUCUGCUGCCCUGUUUCUGUCUGAUAUAUGCAGCAGGCAACAGCAACGAAAAAGUAAGUGAUAUCAACCCUUAUUCGUCAAGCUCACUCCUGUGCCAAAAUGUUGAAAAACUGAAAUUGUAAUUGUUAUCUAAUUUUAUUUUGUUUCACUUUAGACAGUAGCCUUCCCAGCUGUGGCGAAAUAAUCCGACUGUUUUUCUUUAUGAGAGUGACUAGCCUGUUACUGUUAUCGCGGCAGGUUUAACUCAGUCGGUAGAGCACUUGGCUGCCCCGAAAGCGGGAUGUCGUGGGUUGUUCGGGGUACCCUGUACCUCCACUGUAGAAGCCUAUUAUUAGUCUGGGUUUUCCCCUUACGGGCAGAUAGGCCUAGCAGAACCUUUGUGGAUCAUAAAGACAAUCACGUUUAUGAAACCUGAAAUUAACGUCAGCACGUUUGACCCUCCGGGGAAGGACGAUGAGUCCAACGAUUGCCCAACGAUGGCUUUCACGACCGUUUCACUGAUCUAUGCGUAAAACCAGCAGACACAAGCUCUAAUUUCGAACUAAUUCGUGUGAACAACUUUCAAGAAAACAGUUCAAAAACAAUGUUAAUCCAAGCGAUAAACAUUUUUUGUUAAGAUUCUUUCCAUAAUUGUUAAAGUGCUACUACGACGAAAAUUUUUGUUUUUGUUUCCGAGUUUUUUAACAUAAAUCUUUUGUAUAUGUUCAAAAUUAUACAAAUAGCGAAAAAUUGGAACGACACUUGCGUACGGGGGCUGGAAAUUUCCCACUGAAAAGUGCGUAAAUACCGUCCGCCAUUACAAAGUUCGCAAAGCAAUAGCCCGCGAGAUCUCUGCAAAGCGGUCGUGCGUUUGACCACGUGAUUUAUGCACUGUGACGUAGAAACAUCAACCAAAAGAUUCGCAUUUCAAGUGCCGUGAUCUUUCCGCAAUUGUCAAGACAAAGAAUUCGGGUGUUAUUACUUACAGUUGGGAAAUCAUAAGGGAUGUUAUAGCCUAGCUUUCUGCAAGAGUCAGUCCUGAUUAAAUUUCUGGUCGUUCAGUUUCCAUACAGUGACAAAUUACACAUUAACUGACGUUGCGGCCUUCUUCUGGCGAAAGUCGAAGUAAGAAGUAAAACUUGAGUUGCUAAUUUUUCCCUAAAUUUUACAUCACGUCGUCUCCAUUCCUGCUGCCUUUGAAUUAAAAAAUCGGCAGACUCACGACUUGAAAACUGGGCCUUUUUGUUUCAGCAAAGAUCAACCAAUAUUCCCUAUUUUUCUUAAGCCUCUUUUAUUGAUUGAAAUUUCCAGAGCUCUUCGUCAACCCAUUGUGGAAGUGGCAGUUGCUGCGUUCCAGGUAUCCCUGGCAUACCGGGUUCACCGGGACCUCAAGGAAAAAAUGGCCCAGCAGGUCCUCAAGGUCCCGCAGGUCGCGAAGGACCUGUGGGUCCUGCUGGUCCCAAGGGCGAUCAAGGAGCCAGAGGCAUCCAAGGUCCUCAAGGACCCUCAGGUGGUCUGCGCUGGAAGCAGUGUGUUUUCAAUCACCUCAAUGAUGGAAAGGACGCUGGAUUAAUCGCGGUAAAUUUAAAUUUAUUUGAUAUUUCGCCGGUUAAUACUGAGUCCUGACUGAAUUAUUGACCCCAACUAGUGAACAUCGCUUUUGGUUGCGAAAAAGAGCCCUUCAGAUUCUAAGACGAGUACGACUACGAGUACGAGAUUUUCUCAGUACUAAGUAGUGCACGCGCGUGAACCAGCGUCAUUUUGGCGGGAAAAUGUGGUAGCUGUCGUCACUCUGCUACGAGUUUUAGCGAGAAUGUCGAAGUGGCGGAAACAAGUUAUAUAUCCCGAUCAAAUGUUAGUAGUUUUAUCAUUUUGCGAUUGGGAGAGGGUAACCUCCUUCACUAAAGGUAACAGUGCUAACUUUUCUAGUCAAAAAUGGUAAAAUGAAGCUUUCCAGGGAGUCUAUAUUUUGAGAAUACGCAAAAAAGACUUUAAGUCAAAUCUGGUAUUCGUAGUCGUCCUCGUCCUUGAAUCUAAAGGUCUAUAAUAAGUUUUUUGCAUGAGCUCUCCCUCUGUGCGUAUUUACUGAUACCGCUUGCGCCCUAAAUUCCAGCAGUUCUAUUUUGAAUGAUCGAGGAGGUUAAUCUUUUUCUUCAUCUUUGUCGUAUUAGUUGGACGUAAGUGCAGGUUUUUAAGAGAGUCUCUUCUUUUCUUUGAAUACAAUUUUCAGUUACUAUAAAGUCUAAUAGCACAUGCCAAGAAUGAUGAGAUGGUUAAGGACGGUUCUUUUGGGUUUAAACGGUAACUCACCUCUUAACUUUUCCCUUCCAUUGAAAUUAUUUUCUGACGUUUUUAACCACCGAAGCCAUGAUUUUUAACAGGAGUAACAGGCUUCGAUAAACGCUGACUAAAAUCGCCCCUUUUACCUGCAGGUUUUGCUUUUUGAGACCUAGUGGUACAAUAUGAGUUUUUCCACGCAAUAUGUUUGGUGUAUAGUCAUAACAUUGCAUUCAGGUUAGAUGCUAUGACUUUUCGACAAACUUACUAUAGCUCUUCAUUUGCAUAUGCCAAGAGAGGUUCGUCGGAUCGGGGUUUGGGGUGGGGCGGGGGAAGCUAGGAUAAAUUCACAGUUAAAAAGUUUUGCUAAUGGCGGUUUUUCACGUUAUUCUUUCUUCAAAAAAUACCACAGCAAUGUAACUUCAAGAAGUCGUCAUCAACCACCAGCCUUCGUGUCUUCUGGAGUGGUGCACUUCGGAUCCAUAACUGCAACGGCUGCUGCAUGCGUUGGUUUUUCACGUUCAAUGAUGCGGAGUGUUCAGCUCCUCUGCCGAUCGAGGGUGUGGUCUACAUGGCCACAGGUGCACACCCACAUCCAGUUAAAGACUUGCACCGUGUUCGUCAUAUUGAGGGAGUCUGCAACAAGCACACCGCUGGAAACAUAAGGAUCGGCUUUCAUGUCGGCAAUUGCCGUGGAGUCAAAGGAGCUGAUGCGUUCACAGGUUGGAAUUCAGUAUCCCGGAUUUACGUAGAAGAGAUCCCGGCACCGCAGUCCUAAUUAUAGUUACAAAAGGCGGUCACCUAGAGUUAUCCGAGGUUGUAUUCGCCUGAAGUCAAAUUAUCUUCUUCAGCAAUAUUAUUUUGUUCUGCUGUAAACUGACAGGUUGUAACCUCUGAAAGAUUAAUAAAAGCAGCAUUUAUCCCGACA